This is a messenger RNA of Caenorhabditis elegans, 2448 nucleotides long. It is a transcript of the gene gpb-1, whose product is annotated as WD_REPEATS_REGION domain-containing protein. NCBI's taxonomy places the organism in Eukaryota, Metazoa, Nematoda, Chromadorea, Rhabditida, Rhabditidae. Gene Ontology annotation, biological process: signal transduction. The coding region runs from base 819 to 1280 and encodes 153 amino acids. The record is from RefSeq and is marked reviewed. The transcript is spliced from 10 exons.
GUUUGCAGACCGUCAUUCUGUACUUCCUGAUCAGCAGCUUGGUCUCACCGUCUUUGCCAAGUUGACGUCGGUCGAGGGGUUUUAAUUAAAAGGGCCCAGUUGUCGAGUGCAAGAACAAAGGCCACGAAGACGACGAAUAGAGCAGCGCCGCCGUCGAAAACGCGAACACCGACCAGGAGCAGCAUUAGCCGCAGCCGCAUCCGUCGACACUUCCAUCAGUACCAUCCUCCGGAGCACGCACCACCACCAGCAGCAAGAUGAGCGAACUUGACCAACUUCGACAGGAGGCUGAACAGCUGAAGUCGCAGAUUCGGGAAGCCCGGAAAUCAGCAAAUGACACAACACUGGCCACCGUCGCUUCAAAUCUGGAGCCAAUUGGCCGCAUUCAGAUGAGGACGAGACGUACGCUUAGGGGACAUUUAGCCAAGAUUUAUGCAAUGCACUGGGCAUCAGACAGUCGCAAUUUGGUGUCAGCUUCACAAGACGGAAAGCUCAUCGUUUGGGACUCGUACACCACAAAUAAAGUUCAUGCAAUUCCCUUGAGAUCAUCGUGGGUGAUGACUUGUGCCUAUGCUCCAUCGGGAUCGUUUGUCGCUUGUGGAGGUCUCGACAACAUUUGCUCAAUUUACUCGCUGAAAACACGCGAGGGAAACGUGCGGGUGUCUCGUGAGCUUCCAGGACAUACUGGAUACUUGUCGUGUUGUCGAUUCCUUGAUGACAACCAAAUUGUCACCUCUUCCGGAGAUAUGACUUGCGCUCUAUGGGACAUUGAAACCGGACAACAGUGCACCGCGUUCACCGGUCACACUGGUGACGUCAUGUCGCUUUCACUUUCUCCAGACUUCCGCACAUUCAUCUCAGGAGCCUGUGACGCUUCGGCGAAGUUGUGGGAUAUCCGAGACGGCAUGUGCAAGCAAACGUUCCCAGGACACGAGUCAGACAUCAACGCUGUUGCCUUCUUCCCAUCCGGAAACGCGUUCGCCACCGGAUCCGACGAUGCGACAUGCCGAUUGUUCGACAUUCGUGCUGAUCAGGAACUUGCCAUGUAUUCUCAUGAUAAUAUUAUUUGCGGAAUCACUAGUGUCGCAUUCUCAAAAUCGGGUCGCCUGUUGUUCGCCGGAUACGACGACUUCAACUGCAAUGUUUGGGAUUCGAUGCGACAGGAGAGAGCUGGAGUAUUGGCUGGUCACGAUAACCGAGUUUCUUGUCUAGGAGUCACCGAGGACGGUAUGGCCGUGUGCACAGGAUCAUGGGACUCGUUCCUCAAGAUCUGGAAUUAAGAAACAUCAAAUGUCUUCCUUAAUUAUUCUCCAAUUAUUGAUUGAAUGAUGAUGACACUACGUGGCAAUUUUUUUCCCCAUUUUCCCCAAUUUUUUUCCGCUCUUGAAACCCCCCUGUUGUUCUCAUUCUUUCGUCGCUAUCCGCUAUCCCGGCGCCCUCUUCCGCGUGCCCGGAUCUCUUUUUCUUCUCUCACCUCUUCUCAUCGCUUUUUGUUCGGUACUUUCUAGUCUCUCUUCAAUCGCCCUCCCCAUAUUACUUUCCUUGACGUUUGUUCGAAUUUUCUCAUCAAUUUUUUUUACUAUGUGAAAAUUAUUAUUAUAGCAAUUCUCAACUCUCUCUCUCUCAUUUAUUUUUAUUUCACAUUUUCUGUGUCUCCCCGCCCCCCGCGAAGCUUAAUCUUUCUUCCUCUUUCACCACUCACUUUAGUCACAGACACAUACACAUGCGCGCGCUCUCUUUCUCUCCCCGAUCGUAUUCUACUAACAUGAUAUUCAUGCUACGACAAAAAAUUUUAUAUAUAUGUAAGACAAAUUUGUGCUCGGCGAGCAAGAUAUACAGUGAUGGAGCCACGCGCGCGGAGUACAAUUUUGAAAUCGAAAAGCGAACGCCACGCGCAUCACUAAUCCUAAAACCCCCACAUCAAGAAAAGCACAAUAUGAGAUCCAUUCUAAUUAUUAUUUCCUCCCGAUAUAUAAUUAUUUAAGCUUCUUUUUUUCUCUAUUUCUGGUAUCAUCUUCUCUCAUUUCUCGUCUUCUACACUAAUUUAAUUGACUCCCCCCACAAAUCUUCACCUCUUUUUUUUGUCUUCUAUGUAUCCCAUCGAUCCCUUUCCAGACCGUUUUCAACUUUUUCACACACACAAAACCCCCUAAGUUUUUUUUUCUAAUUUCUUUUAAUUCUCCUACCACCGUGAUUUUGUAAGUUCUUCCGAUCGCAAAAUUAAAGAUAAAAAAGUUCUCAUUUAUUCGGAUAGCUGCCACUUCUUUUCCUCUCUUCUCCCCCUCAACCCCCCACAUCUGUUUAAUCCAUCACAAUUCUUGAAAAAUGAACAUCCCCCAUCCCCCCAUCUCUUCUUUUCCCCAAAACACCCAAAAAAUCUUAUUUCCCUUUUUAUUCUUUUUUAUUGUUUCAAUUUCCAAAUUCUUAUAAAUUGCUGGAACCUUAUAA